GAUUUCCCAUUUAAUUUGUUGCACAUCUCAACUUUGAAGCCCCGAAAGUCCAGGCAACACGGGGGCCGGAAUUGGUGCGCCGAAUUGUUGAAUUUUGAGGCUUUCAGAAUGAAUGUGACAAUCCCAAGCUUUCGAGGUUCUAGAACGUGAUCCCUGAUGUUUAAGGCUGGAACUUCUCGACAGCUUGACAACGUAACCUAUCGAGGUAAGACAUGGCAGAGAGGGAGCUACCGAGACUUCCACAAAAAUAAUCCCUGCAGCUUCACUUCAUCCAACUUUCCUUGCGUUUAGGAAUUGCCAGCUAUCUCUUUAUUCAGCAUUAAGCCUUGCAAUCGGAAAGUUUCCAGAAGAAAACAUGGCAGAUAUGCGUGCACCACCCACUCCCACGGCCAUGCUAAUCGGCACCGCCAUCAUAGCCGGUCUCAGUGGAUAUAUGAUUGGAAUUGCGUCUAGUCUUGGAUUCUUCCCAAUCCCUUUCAUGCCGCGAGCACCCAAGGAACGAGGAAUCGCGAAUUACGACGAUGAGGAAGAAAGUGAGGAGGAAGAUAUCGAUGCCUCUAUAUUAGACCAUGCGCCCAACUGGUCCAAUGGGUUAGAAGCCGAUAGACGAGAUGGAUUGCGAGCAACGCAAAACGAGACUGCGAAAAAGAGUGAGAAGAAGCAGGAGAAGAGUGAGCGCGGACCCGUGGACACCGGAGAAGAAUGUAAAUUAGUCUUGGUUGUGAGAACGGAUUUGGGCAUGACAAAAGGAAAAAUCGCCGCACAAUGUUCCCACGCCACUCUCGCCUGCUACAAAACUAUCUCUCGCCAGCCUGCCAAUUCAUUGAUUCUUCGACGCUGGGAACGGGAAGGCCAGGCAAAGGUCGCGCUACAAGUAAAGUCUGAAGACGAAUUGCAAAUCCUACAGGCGCAAGCUAUUAGCUUGGGGGUUGUGGCCGAGCAGAUUGCGGACGCGGGUAGAACGCAAAUUGCGAGUGGGAGCCAUACUGUUUUGGGAAUUGGUCCCGCGCCAAAGAGCGUUAUUGAUCAGAUCACUGGAAAAUUAAAGUUAUUGUAGACGAUGAUAAUACUGGUAGAUUUAAGGGGGCUUACGAAUGGGGUUCUGGGAAGAGCAAAGACGGGGGAUUAAAGCCCCAGAAUGAAUAUCACGAAUACUUGACAUUCGUACGUUACCGAGCAUAGGAUUAGGGAUAAGAAGGGUAGCCUUCAGGAACAUGGAAUGAUUCAAGACUUGAAGGGAUGAAGAUAUAGGAGACGUCGAAAUCAUGAAAAUCAGGUACAGGAAUACAAAAGCGUAGCAUUGCUGGCGUUUAGGAUGACCAAGGAUAUAUUUGCAGACACGAAUUGGCUUUGAAAUCAAUUCAUACUAAAGCCUCGGCCCGUCUGAUUCUAAUCACUAUACAAACUUUCCUUGAAUAUGUCAUGUGUAUUUUCACCCCAAUUUUGUGACUUUAUUCAGUGGUAUCUAUCGGGUUGAGGGUCACCAGUCACCUUAGUUCUUUACUUCCAGUGUUGCAUUUGAGACUGUAAUCUUGUAUUAUAUAUGUAGUACAAUACCAUGAUCUCUCCAGCCAGUAAGUUAAAUCAGAUAUUUCAUAUAGCCA
This is a messenger RNA of Botrytis cinerea B05.10, 1604 nucleotides long. It is a transcript of the gene Bcpth2, whose product is annotated as Bcpth2. The transcript has 2 exons. Gene Ontology annotation, cellular component: mitochondrion; cytosol. The coding region runs from base 356 to 1057 and encodes 233 amino acids. The record is from RefSeq and is a predicted model, not a curated record. Lineage: Eukaryota; Fungi; Ascomycota; Leotiomycetes; Helotiales; Sclerotiniaceae. Gene Ontology annotation, molecular function: peptidyl-tRNA hydrolase activity.